Molecule: messenger RNA, 1433 nt
Organism: Penicillium brasilianum
Lineage: Eukaryota; Fungi; Ascomycota; Eurotiomycetes; Eurotiales; Aspergillaceae
Source: the annotation of a GenBank genome assembly
UCCGGAUCCAACAACUUCGACAUGGCGGAAUACUGGAAAUCAGCACCUCGCAUUUGGUGCAAACAAUGCAAGAUCUUCAUUCGCGACACGCCUUUCGAGAAGACCCAACACGAAGCCAGUCCAAAACACCAAGGCAGCCUUAAGCGAUUCCUCCGUGAUAUUCACCGGAACAAUGAACAGCAACAAAGAGAGACACAGCGAGCGAAAAGUGAGGUCGAACGGUUACGACAGGCCGUUGCAGGCGGUCCCUCGAAUAGCGAUCCCAAUGGCUCUGCGCCUUGGAAGAAGACCGCUGCGCCUGCACCCAAGCCCGCCGAUCGCCCGGUCAGCAUGGAGGACCGAAAGAAACAAAUGGCGCAGUUGGCUGAAAUGGGGGUAGCGAUUCCGGAUGAGUAUCGCGGCGAUAUGGCCUUGGCCGGUGAAUGGCAGACGCUCUCGGAGACCAAGGUUGAGGAUCUCGAAGGCGCUGCGAAAUCUAUCGGAGUCCGUAAGCGCAAGCACGACGGUGAAGAAGAAGAGGAUGAGGAAAAUGAUGAUGGUGGGAAUCCCUCCGAGCGACUUGUGAGCAGAGGGUGGGGUUCAAGGAUGAGGACGUACCCCGGAGCGGAGAACGACGACGACGGGGACCUGGAUGCUCUACUUGCGACUACGAAGGACUUGAAAAGGUCCAAACCCCAAGUCCCAGAUCUCGACUCGGAAGAGUCAAAAUUAGUCGAAGAAAAGAAGCCUGAGCCUGCUUCUUCUGUGCCGAAAGAGGAAGAGGUCGCGGAGUCUAAACACCGGGAGACCGACAGCUCUUCACAAGUGAAGAUGGAGGAACCUGGCAAUCUCACUCUUCCGUCGGCUGAGGAGAAGUCUCAAAUUCAAGAUGCACCAGGGCCUAUCUUCAAAAAGCGCAAGGCCAAGGUCAUGAGGAAAUAAGCCAAAGCAAGACACGACGAGGCUUUUCUCAAACCACACAAUUUACUCAUAUCAUACAUGGAAAGAUGAGACUACCCGAUACACAUCGCGUUCAGGCCUUAUAGCUUGCCCAUCAUAACGACUCCACGAUGUGUUGGAUACACGACUGGUCUGAACCUUGAACGAAACCUCAGCCGCCUUCAGAGCCGCAUUGCCAUUGUUGUCUUAGACACACUGGCCGCUCGCACAGCCAUUGCCGGUCCGUGGCCAAGUACUACUUGCCUGCUUACUAUCUGGCAAAUUAUCGGAGAUUCCCCGUCGAUUACUAUCCGAAACCGACGGGUGAGGCAGUUAGGGAUACAUAAGUAGGGAACUAUGUAUGCGGUGGGGUUAUCCUUUUUUCCGCUCCGCUGAAUCCAACAGGCAAAAUAGUGCCUUUACUCUAGAGUUGCUGCGCAGCCUAUGAGGUUUUCGAUGAGAAUGAACUUUUAUUAUACUAGAUUAGUUUUUGAGUCCAAACAAAUAUACUAGAU